GAUUUCAUGAAAGGCAUGACAAAUGCCUCGCAUGCUGCCAGGAGCGACAAGACCACGAUAACCACCAAGAGAGGGAAGAUGCCCUGGAGCGAUCUCACCCCCAAGGUCAGAGGAGGAUGGAGAGGCCUCAUGCUUAGAUGGUUCAAAAAGACCGGUUGGAUUUCGUGGUUGGGUUUGGUGGAUCAGGGACUUUUACCGCCCUUAGUAGCAUCCAUCGUACGGUCAUUCGUCGUCGAUGCUGGUGUGUUCGGCUGCACAAACGUCUGGUCAUCGUUUUGUGACACGAUCUCCUCGGCUCAGAGUGUCUUGGAUCACACAACUGUUGUGCUGGUGUACGCUGAGGUCGUCAAUGGAAUACGACAAGUCGAAUGUCGUCAGAUCGCGAAGAACCUCCCCGGUCUGCGUGCCUUCGGCGGAGAUUUCAACUCUUGCGGGACACCGGGGUGUAAUCCGUUGCCAUCAGACAUGCGUGUCUUUAAUCGUCUCAAAUUGAGACCUAAUAAUUCAAAGGUGCGCCUGCAGUGCUUGAAAUGUGGUUGGAAAUCCGCAUGGGUGAAGACGGACGAAGACAACAAGCAUUUCAAGAGGGUAAACCGGAAAACGGCGCCGCAAGUUUUCUGGCAUCAUUUUCCGCCUUCUAUAGACCUGCAAAACUUUUUCGUGGACUUCACUAAAAGGACGAACGGCGAAUCUCAAGCUUCUGCGACGAAAGCCAACAGUAAGGGUAGCAAACGGAAGGGGAGGAAGAAUCGCAGUGGAGGCACCUCUGAAAUGAUCCAAGACUCAGACAUGGUGGACGCCGACGACUCGGAUGAUCUCUUUGCCAUGAAGGUCGAUGAAUGA
This is a messenger RNA of Suillus paluster, 843 nucleotides long. RefSeq lists its product as uncharacterized. The annotation marks the transcript as partial. The record is from RefSeq and is a predicted model, not a curated record. The transcript is spliced from 4 exons. NCBI's taxonomy places the organism in Eukaryota, Fungi, Basidiomycota, Agaricomycetes, Boletales, Suillaceae.